GAUGAGUCCACACACAGUGAAGAUUCCGGAUGUAUAAAGGUUUUGACAGCCGUUUGGAAAAUGAGAACAAGGACGAUAAGGGAUCCCUGUCAUCCUCGUUCUGGACAGAUGAGGAGAGUGAGAAGGAAGACAGGAAAUGUUUUGAGAAAGACAACAAAAAGAUUGUGAGAGAGCUUGGAAAAGAUAGCAAGACUGAGAAGGAACAUUUUGUAAUGUCAUGUGGCGAUAAGGAAGAGAUAAAGGAAACGCUUGAGGGAAACAUGCUGGAAAAGGACAACUGUAUGCAGGCUGAUUCGAAUCAUAAGGCUGAUGGAUAUGAAAGGGAAGAGGAGAGAGAAUUGUUAAUUGAUGAAGAUGAAAAAGAUAAAAGCACAGAGAAAACAAGAACAGAGACAGAGGAGGAAAGUGAGGAAGAGGAGGAGAAUGAAGAGGAGGUAGGAGGUGAAAAGAGUGAAGAGGAAAGCAACGAAGAGGACACAGAAACCGAGAAUGAAGAGGGAAAAGGGAAAGCGAAAGAAAGAAAAGAAAGUGAAGAGGAAAAAAGUGAUGAAAAUAAGAGUGAAUAUGAAGAAGGGGAAAGCGAAGAAAAGGACACUGGAACAGAAACUGAAGAAGAAAAUGAGAAAGCUCAAGAAGGAAAAGAAAGCAAAGAGGAAGAAAGUGAUGAGAAAUUUGAAUAUGAAGAAGAGGACUUUGGAACAGAGAGUGAAGAGGAAAGUGAUGAAGAGCUAGGCGGACUAAAGAGUAAAAUGAAUGAAAAAAGAGAAGCAGAAAGUAGUAAUUACGAGAAAGAUGAUAGUGAAGAAGAGGACAAGGGGACACAGAAUAAGGUAGAAGAGAUUGAUUUAAGUGAAACGAAGAGGAACUUGUCGAAAGAAUCGGAAGAGAAUGGGGAGUAUAUGAGUGAGGAUGAUAGAAAAGAGAAGAGUGAGUGCUUUGUCAGUGAAGAGACCACAGAUAAUGAAAAGAGAAAGGCUCAAAAUGAUGAUUCAGAAAGUGAAGAGAGUGAGUCUUCCAAAGAAUACUUAAAUAGUGAGGAAAAGUGUACAGAUUCAUUGAGUGAGGGAGAGUGGAGUGAAGAAGAGAGAAAAAGAGAUGAAAAGAGAGAGAGUCACAGUAUUGAAAUUAGUGAGGAGAACAUGUUUUUUCCAGAGCAAGAAUAUAAAGACAAGGAUGAAGGCAGGGGUGAAGAAAGAGAUAACAAAACUUGUACAUCAGAAGAUGGCAGAGUUGUGAAGAAAAAUCGUGAAGACAAAAGUACAGAGGACUCAGAGAUCAACAAAAAGUAUGAGAGUAAACCUAACAGUGAUGAAGAAAUGAGUAAGCGAGAGGGACAAACAGACAAAGAAGAGGGAAGUGAAUGCUUGAUAAAAGAGAGAACUGAGGGAGCGAAUGAGAAGAGGAGUCAUUGUAGAAGACAUAAAAACAAUGGAGAGGAGAAGAUGGAAUGUUCUGUAAAUGACAAUGAGAUUUAUUUUGUCCCUGUAAUAAGAAAUGAACAAAAAGGAGAAUAUUGCAUCAGUGAGAGCAGUGAAGAGGAUCUCAUUGAGAGAUGGCCUGUAAGAUAUGAACCUGAAACUGGGGUGGAAGAGAAGAAAAAGUGGAUCACGAUGAUGGAUGAUAAUCCAACAGACAGACGGACAGCGGAACAAUGCACCUCAGGUGCAGAGACAAAAGACGUUCCUAAAGGAGUUAGCAAAGACGAGGAUGAAAGGGAACGUUCUGUUGAUAAAGCAUAUGCUUGUAAUAUUACCACCGUUAGUCCGAGCGUUAUUGAGGAGUGGGAGGGCUAUCAUCAAAACCCAAAGGCAUACAUAAGUGAUGAUCAGGAGCAUAAUGAAGAUGAACAGGAAAAACAACAGAAGGAAACUAAAGAGUUUGAGGAAGAAAUUUCUGAGGAUUUUCACGCCAUGGGUCUGGGCAGCCCUGCAGCAAGCAUAUUAACGUCUGGUUAUGGAACGUACAGACCAGACUCGUCUAAAGAUGGAGAGGAGGUAGACUAUAGAGAUGACUGUACUCUGGCUGGAUUAGAAGAAGAGAAUGAUGCACAGGAUUAUGACGAUGUCCACGGUCCAAUGUGGUUUAAAAACAAUCCUUCCCUAGAGACAUCUAAAUCUGAAGUUCCUGCUGAGUUUUCAGAGAGAUAUUCUCCGAGAACUGAUAGAGCGCUAGAUGUGACCAUGCACAAUAUCGAUCAAAGUCUUGAGGAGUCUGAAGUCUCAGAUUCUCAACCCAACCAGAUUCCAACUGAAUGUGACAACAUCAUUUCCCAAAAUGUGUGUUUCGAUGAUAUUUGGGAGCUGGGAGCUCUGAGAGGAAAUGUUAACCAUCCAUUUAAUAUAAGAGACAGGAGAAGCAAGAGUGAGAGGAGAUCAAAAGAGAAGCAAUAUGAUGAUGGACAUGACAAUGAUGACAACAGGAGGAAGGAGAAGAGAAUCAAAACAUAUAAUGGCAACUUUGGUGCAGUUUCUGUGCUAGAGGAACGUAUGGACCACAUGCAGAUCGGUGCAUCUCGUGUGCCGUACGAUUCUGAGAGUGAAGAACCAGAAAACUAUAGCAACAGAUCCAGUUCUGCAACAGAUGAACCCUCAAGUGACUUCAUUAAGGGCAUGACAAGGUCGCAGAGCGAGAGUGAUAUCCGACCUCGUCCCAAAUCAUUUAUACGGCCAGUCUUUGAACAUCCUCACACCAGGAACUGGAAGAAAUCUGAUCCAGUUGCAAAAUAUUUUCAGUAUAAGCAAGAAUGGGAGAUGUUUAAACCUCCAGGAGAGAAGAGCAGGAAGGAGCUGCACUGGGCUAUCAGGGAACGACUUCUUCAUCAGCCUCCACCACCGAGACCACAGAAGACAUACAUCCCCAACAAUUAUGUAGUUCCAACAGAAAAGAAGCGAUCUGCCCUCCGAUGGGAGAUACGACAUGAUUUAGCGCAUGGCUUUGUUCCAAAAAAACCUCCUACCCCUGACAUAGAGGAUGUUUCACUAAUGCCAUUCACAUUUUAAUGUUUAUUUUAUUAUUUGUGCUAUUAUUUAUUUCUUUAAAAUUAACAUUUGUUACUGUGUGUGGUAUGUGUGAAAUGAGACGUCUGGAUCAUUGUUUCAAUGAAAUAAACAUUUUUAAUACAUUU
Messenger RNA from Triplophysa dalaica, 3124 nucleotides. RefSeq names its product HYLS1 centriolar and ciliogenesis associated (gene hyls1). The record is from RefSeq and is a predicted model, not a curated record. Gene Ontology annotation, cellular component: centriole; non-motile cilium. The transcript is spliced from 8 exons. NCBI's taxonomy places the organism in Eukaryota, Metazoa, Chordata, Actinopteri, Cypriniformes, Nemacheilidae. Gene Ontology annotation, biological process: cilium assembly. Bases 30 to 2999 code for a protein of 989 amino acids.